This is a messenger RNA of Arvicola amphibius (Eurasian water vole), 1359 nucleotides long. Its product is annotated as tripartite motif-containing protein 43-like. The record is from RefSeq and is a predicted model, not a curated record. Lineage: Eukaryota; Metazoa; Chordata; Mammalia; Rodentia; Cricetidae. Gene Ontology annotation, molecular function: zinc ion binding; protein binding. The coding region runs from base 1 to 1359 and encodes 452 amino acids. The transcript is spliced from 6 exons.
AUGGAGUCAGGCCUCUCACAAGCCUUCCAGGAAGAACUCACCUGCUUCAUCUGCAUGAGCUACCUUACAGACCCAGUCACUAUAAGCUGUGGCCACAGCUUCUGUCGUGCCUGCCUCCACCUUUCCAGGGAAGACAGCCAGCUCCCUGUCCAAUGCCCUAUGUGUAGGGAACCAUCCCAGCAGAAGGGCUUCAGAACCAGCAUUGUUCUGAAGAAGCUGGUGUCCAUUGCCAGACAAGCCAACCUCAUGAAGUACCUGAGCUCUGAGGAGCAUCAGUGUGUGACCCACAAGGAGACCAAGGGGAUCUUCUGUAUGGAGAACAAGAUCUACCUCUGUCAUCUCUGCUCUGACUCCCAUGAGCACAGAGGUCACAAUCACUGUCCCACUGAAGCAGCUGCUGAGGGUCAAAUGGAGAAACUUCUGAAGCAAAUGGAGUCUUUAUGGAAGAAGAUCCAAGAAAAUGAAGAAAAUCUGGAGGCAGAGAAAAGAUUGAUAACUCUGUGGAAGGAAUACCUGAUUAUGAGGAGAAAUAUGAUCAGGGAAGAGUAUAGGAAAUGGCAUGCAGCCGUCUGUGAACAGGAAGAGCAACACAUUCAGCACAUGAUAAAUGAAGGCAACCGUGUUUUAAUUAAACUUAAGAAAAGUGAAGCCAUGAUGAUCCAAAAGAACAAACAACUCAGAGAUAUGUAUCAGGAGCUGAUGGCAAUGUCCCAGGAGCCAUAUGUGGUACUGCUGCAGGCUUUGGACGACAUAUUGAGAAGGAGUGAGUCAAUGCAGUUGAGCAUUCCCCAGGGUAUGAAACCAGAACUCUCUGCUCUCCCCAUGACUGGACUCACUGAACGAUUCAACUCCUUCAAAGUGUACAUUUCCUUUGAAAAUAUAAUUGCAUUUCAUUGGAAGAAGAACCUAUUUAAUGUCAUGAGAAGACUCAACCUCAGACCUCAGGUUCCACAUACAUUUGUAGAUCCUGUUGGAUGGUAUUCGGCCUCCUGGGGAUCACACAGCUUCAUCUCAGGGAAAUAUUACUGGGAAGUAGAUUUGAAGGACACUUGGGACUGGGCUGUAGGAGUUUGUACAAUUUCUUGGUUUAGGAAUUCAACCCCAGAGCUUGAGACUAAGGGUGCAUUCCUUCUUUUCUGUGUGAAGGAGGGUAGUCAUUACAGUCUCCUCACCACUAACCCAGUGUUCUGUCACUAUAUAGAGAAGCCACUGGGCCAGGUUGGAGUGUUCCUUGAUUGUGAGGCUGGAUAUUUAAGUUUCCUGAAUAUUGCCAAGAGUUCCCUCAUAUACAAAUAUCCUAAUGGCACCUUCAGUGAUGCUGUUUGGCCAUUCUUCUCCAGUGGCAAAACAGUACCAUAG